GUCUGUGUGGGUGUACUUCAGGAUGGUGGCUUGGGUUCAUGUUCUUGAGGAAAAUGUUCAUUUCGGGGCAAAUUAAAACUGUAUCGAACUAUUGAGUCGCUAUUCUGGUGCCCGUCUGCAGCAUGCAGUCGUCUAAAUGACGAUAAUGCCGUUAGCAGCUCCAUGAAUUGAGUGCAACUGUGAAUUCCUCGUCAAAGAUGGCUUUACUCGGGCCCAUUCUUUGUUUUGUUUUCGCACUCUCAGUUUUUGGAAGUGAAGCAGAAAGUAACAAUUGCGUGAAACCAUGUUCUUGUCUUGGUCACAUCAUGGACUGCAGCAACGCUACAUUUGCAGUGCCGCCGGACGUGCCGUCAUGGGUCAAAGUGCUUGACCUGAGCUCUGACAAAUUGAAGGGGAAAAGCUUUGAACCUCUACGUCAUCUGGUGGACCUAACCGAACUGAAACUCAGUCAUAAUGAAUUCAGUGACAUUCCUGACCUUCCAUCUAGUCUGAUCCAUUUAUCAUCCUUGGUUUUGUCUCACAACCAAAUUAACAUCACCUCUUCAGGGGCCAAAACUUUGUAUAAGUUGCCUUUGCUUGCAACACUUGAUCUCAGCAACAAUUACAUCACUCACCUUUCUGGUUCUAUUUUUUCGAAUACUUCCAGUUUGAAAGAAUUGAACCUUAACAAUAAUGGAAUUCACAGACUGGAAGGUGGACAGUUAGAAGGACUUACGAACUUGCAGGACUUGCGCAUCAAUAAGAAUAAGCUCAAAAACAUUUCCAAUGAUGCAUUUAAACACUUGAAAGCUCUGCAAAAUCUUGAUCUGAAUCGGAACCAACUGACUACAUUAGAGAGUCUCACAUUUCAAGACUUGGCUCAGCUAACAACAUUACGCAUUAGACGGAAUAAUAUUGCUCACCUGGAUGAUGGUGUGUUCUGGGGAUUGAAAAAUAUCUCCACUCUGCUCUUGGAUCAUAAUAAUGUGGCCAACAUAUCUAAAUCGUGGCUGUAUGGGCUCGACUCUCUCCAUUUGCUAAAUCUCAGUCAUAAUCAUGUUAAAGAGCUGGAUCUUGAGUGUUGGAGCUUUACUUCCAAUCUCCUUGAGCUUGAUUUGUCUCACAAUCAAAUAAAGAUGAUUGGAAGAAACUCACUUAACCAUUUGUCAAAGCUGCAAAGGUUGAAACUGAAUGUGAAUCACAUUUUCUACAUAGAGGAGGGAGCUUUUAAUCACACUCCUGAGCUUAAUGAACUGGAAUUGAAUGGAAAUAGCCUGUCUUGGGCUGGUGAAGAAAUGAAUGGAAUCUUCAAUAGCCUCACUAAACUUGAAAUCUUGAGUCUUGCUGAAAACCGGAUCAGCUCCAUCAAUUACCUGGCAUUUGAUGGGGUCACCAACUUGAGAGUACUUAAUUUGGCAGACAAUAGCCUUCUCUCUAUUCAAGAAAAUCCAUGGCUGCAUAUGUCAAGCUUAACUCAACUAUCUCUCAAUGUCUCUACUUUAAUGUGUGACUGUUCCUUGGGUUGGUUGCCAGUUUGGCUUAAAAAGCAAUCAUUUGCAAAUGAAACUCAUCCAACUUGUGCUUAUCCCUACUCACUGCAAGGAAUAUCUGUUAAAAAUAUUCCCCCUGAAAACUUCUCAUGUGAUGGAAUUCCAAAUCCACACAUUAUUGAAGAACCAAAGUCGAAGAUGGUUCUUCUUGGAUCUAAUGUUACUCUUCAGUGUCGUGCAAACUCCUCUUCAGAUGAAAAAAUAACUUUUCGUUGGAAGAGGGAUAACAUAGAAGUGAAGAGCUCUCUUGGAAUGUCUAUCAAGUACAAUUUCCGUAUCAACUCUGAUUCCAAGGAGCAAACAUCCGAACUCCACAUUUAUAAUGCUUCGCUCAGAGAUGCUGGCAUUUAUCAAUGCUUUUCCUCUAAUAGUUAUGGGUCUGCUCAUUCUGGGAAAGCAAAUGUGUCUGUUGUUGUUUUUCCAAAGUUUACCAAGAUUCCUGAAGAUUUGCAAGUGAAGACAGGGAGCAUAGCACGUUUGCCGUGUGCAGCUGAGGGUCUUCCUGAACCUAAAAUGUCGUGGCAGAAGGAUGGAGGCAACGAUUUUCCAGCUGCUCGUGAACGUAGGAUGCACGUCAUGCCAGAUGAUGAUGUGUUCUUCAUUGUUAACGUGAAACCCUUUGAUAUGGGUGUUUACAGUUGUAUGGCCCACAACGAUGCUGGGGUUAAUGUCACCAAUGCAUCGCUUACAAUUUUAGAGACUCCAUCAUUCCUCAAGUUAAUGGAGAACAAAGAGGUCCGUGUGGGGCAGGCAGUUGUUUUGGAGUGUUUAUCCACUGGUUCUCCGAGGCCAAGUUUAAAAUGGCGCAAAGAUGGAAUUGAACUUAGACCAUCAGACAGGUACCAUUUUACAGCAGAGGAUGAACUCCUCAUCAUUAGGAAUACCCAGCCUGAGGAUGCUGGUAGAUAUGAAUGUGAGCUUUCCAACCCUCUUGGUUCUGAAAGAGGCCAUUCUAAGCUGACAAUCAUUCCAGCAUCUGGAUCUUUAAUUAUUAAUGAUGAUAUGGCUGGCAUUAUAGUCAUUGCCGUAGUUUGCUGUGCUGUGUGCACUUCAGUUGUGUGGGUCAUCAUUAUCUAUCAAACUCGCAAACACAUGACUCGAUCACCACCACCCGCUGGCAAUUCUGGUGUAGGACUAUCCCAUACUGUAGAUCUGAAGUUAACAUCAGAUACCUCUCCUGUUCCACUCUUGGUCUAUGGUCAUCCUGGAGGACAGAUUGCUAAUCAGGUGGAUACAGACUCCGAACAUUCAAGCAGCAAAGACAGUGGCACAGGUGACUCCAAAAGAAGUCACAGCCAUGAGGAGCUUCUACCACCACCAGAAUCAUUGCUACAGGCUAGAAGCUCAGAGGCAGGAGAUGAUUGUGAUGGGGACUCUUCUGAUGUUGACAAUACAAGUCCAGCAGUCCAAAGAUUAGUUGGUCCUGCGAGGUCGCCUGUAAAGGCUCCUCCCUAUGUGGCAAGUGUUAAGCAUCCUAACCGUCAAAGAAGAACAAACCAUGAUAGGUGUUAUAGACUUAGUAUGAGUAAUCAAACUGCAACAGUGCAUGCCCCAAGACCCACAAGCUAUCACUGUUUGCCCUUGGGCCCCUCUGCUCCGCCACCACCUCAGGAAGUGUAGAGUUGAGUCCAACUUCUCCAUUUUUUUACCACCUCUUUUUUCGUUAUUUUUGUCAGUAUUUACAAGUCUCAUCGUUUUUAAUAACUUUUGUAAAGCGAGGUCUUCUAAAAUUUCUUUUGGAUAGAAGUAUUUGCCAUACUUCUCUUCAAUCUGUGGUUGAUACAAAGACAGCUGUUAGUAUUAUACCUUUGUUAUGAAUGUGAUAUUAUGUGAUAAGUUGCUUAGAAAUGUGUUUAUCCUCGCUUUGAGACUUAUGGUGAGUUGUUUUUGUGGAGCAGAGGGUUAUGUAUUGUUUGAAGCACUGAUAAUGUUCCUAAGUCUGUAUGUACCAUUGUAAUAUUUACAUUUUUGUAUGUAUUUACUCAUGUAUAAAUGUAUUAAUGUUUUGUUUAUUUUGUCUUGACUAAAAGGCAUUGACAGAUAAAUUUCUGCCUUAAAUGCUGCAGCUAGAUAGCUUUGACAAGACUGAUUAUAUUGACUGAACUUAAGUUUUGAUGUGCCUGCAAAGUCUGUGCUUUCCAAAAUUUUGGAAAAAAAAGUUCAUAUUGUUCAGAUGACGCUAUUGUAAGUGCAGAACUGAUUGCCUCUUUUCCUCUAUCUUUUUGCUUGAUGAAAUGUGAAGUAAUCAGUUUUUUGUUCCUAUUUACAUGAAUGAGGCUCUUUGCAGAUGAGCUCAAAUGUACCACUUGCUUAAUGCCUUUAUUUUCAAGUGUGUUACAAAUUACUAUUUUCUCGUGUUUGAUAUGACCCUAAUAUUAUGAAAAAGGUAAUGAUGCUUAACAAUGCUUGCGGUUUGUUUUACUGAGGAUUGAAUGCCUGGGUGUACUAUUUUAGGUAGCCUUUUUCUAAAAAAAGUGCAUUGUUAAUCAUUCCACUGUGUAGUUACACUGUUAAAAUUUUGUAAAUCUUUUUGCGAAUUAUUAGUUUUUAGGGGGAUUUUGUUAACCUGACUGACAAUAAUACAUGUUAACUGUCAGUAUUAUAUACUCAGUUUUUGUCUCCAAAGAACUAUGUACGACCGUACUGACACUGUCAUCUAAUGAAGCCCCAAAGGCUUAACUGUUCCACUUCAUAGCCCACUGAAGUGUAUUAAGUAGUAAUCUACUUCAAAAUUUGAACUGAAACCAUGACUAUAUUGUUUAUGGCUUUAUCUUAAAAGAUCGGUCUGAUGAUUGUAACAGCUGUGGUAAAUAGUUGUGACACAUUUGUUAACCAAAUUAAUUAAUGUAAGAGUAAUGAAAACAUUAAACUCUCCUUAGGGGCCAGUAUCGUCUUUUGGAUUUUACAGAAUGAGCCUAUUUUCUUAUUUAACUAAAGAUGUUUCAGAGUUUACCCAGACUUAUUUUGAAAUUUGUCUGUGUACUUAUCGGUAAACAAUGUUGCCUGCAGUGUCUUAAGCCUUUUUGAUUGAAAUAAACAUGUUUUUCUACCAAUGAA
Molecule: messenger RNA, 4586 nt
Organism: Thrips palmi
Lineage: Eukaryota; Metazoa; Arthropoda; Insecta; Thysanoptera; Thripidae
Gene: lbk
Product: leucine-rich repeats and immunoglobulin-like domains protein 1
Exons: 11
Coding region: 198-3149 (983 amino acids)
Molecular function (GO): protein binding
Source: RefSeq, a predicted model, not a curated record